GAAGGACGCAUUCGGCACGCCGUGUGGGGCUGAGCGGGCUGGUGCAUGAUCGACCUGAAGGCUAGGGCCUUGCAAAGCUAAGCGCGCUGCCUUACGUAACCAGGCAGCAUGUCGGCGCUUGCGCAGCGGCAGUGGCGGCAGCGCGCGCAGACUGCAGUGCGGGUGGCGAUCACUGCGACCAAGGAGGCGCGGACAACCUACCAGGGCCUGAGUGACGGCGGCGACGGCGCUAUGUCCGACCUGUCCAACGCCCUGCUGCAGCUGUCGCACCUGCCCGGACUGGCCCUGCCGCAGCCGCUGGCGGCGAUGUGCCCAGACGUGCGCGCCGCGGCGGCCGCCAAGUUGGCGCGGCAGCAGGCGGCACUGGCGGAAGCGCUGGCGGACCGCGUGUGCCAGAUGGCGGCGUGUGUGGAGGGCUUGGCGCGCGCGGUGGAGGCGCUUGACCAAGUGCCGCAGGAGGAGCCGUGGAUGCGCUCCAGCCCUGUGUUCCACACCUUCCCCCUGCCGAAGCUCCGGCAGCUGCUUGCGGGAGUGGUGGAGCAGUAUCGCCUGGAGCAGGACAGCAAGGCCGCCGCCGCAGCCGCCAUAGCGGCCCUGGCGGUGGGCCCGGCCGCAGCGGCGGCCGCCGAUGCGGCGGAGGCCGCAGACUUUGCCGCGGACGGGCAGUUGGGCGGGGCAGGGACGGGUGGUGCUGGUGGCCCGAGGGCGGACGCGCGCGGCGUGGCGGUGCUGGCCGCAGUGUCGGCAGCUGGCGAGGCCGGCGGCGUGCGGCCAGGCGGUGGGGGAUUGGGAGGAGGUGGAGGGGCUGGAGGCGGUGGGACGGUGGGGAAGCUGGACGCGACGCGGCUGUCGGAGCUGUGCACCACGUACGUGUCGGUGUGGAUGCUGUCGCCGUACCUGGAGGAGCAGGAGGCGGAGGAGGUGCUGGGGGCGAUCACGGAGGACAUGGUGGGCUUCUGAGAGUCCUGACACGCGUGCCCCAGGGGCAGGCUGACACGCAAGACUGGCAAGACUGCCUUGCUAUGGCAAUCUCGGGCUAACGUGUAACACUUAACACUUAUGAGUAUUCACAACAGAAAACCAGCGUGGGCAGUUACAUGUGACAAUGUAAGGCACAGGUUACAGGUUGCUGAUGUUGGGACCUGCAUUGCGAGACGGGGGCAUGUGCGCGUGCAUGUAGGAAGUCUGAACAGAAUUAGGAGACAACCUGGCAGGGUGCAGGGUGUGUGAUGGGACAGUGUCAAGGCAGGUUGGUAAAGUCCCGUAGGGUGCAGCUGAUUCCCAGAGGCAGGGUGCAGGGUGGCAGGGUGAAGAAAUCGGGUGACGUAGCGUAGGUUGUGCGCUAGCUGGCAGCCCAAGCGCAAUGUCCUGACAUUGGAGACGGUGGCAGGGAUUGGGUGGGCUGUGGCACUACCGCACUAGGCU
Molecule: messenger RNA, 1425 nt
Organism: Chlamydomonas reinhardtii
Lineage: Eukaryota; Viridiplantae; Chlorophyta; Chlorophyceae; Chlamydomonadales; Chlamydomonadaceae
Exons: 3
Coding region: 109-960 (283 amino acids)
Source: RefSeq, a predicted model, not a curated record